Messenger RNA from Pseudonaja textilis, 1426 nucleotides. It is a transcript of the gene ISOC2, whose product is annotated as isochorismatase domain containing 2. Lineage: Eukaryota; Metazoa; Chordata; Lepidosauria; Squamata; Elapidae. The record is from RefSeq and is a predicted model, not a curated record.
UAGGACCAAUAUGAAAGUCUGUUAACAUUCAGUAGAUAAAAUAUGGAAAACUUCAGAAAAUCUCAAAUGGAACAAUUAUGAAGUCCAAAUUAUGAGAUAGUUACAUGAGAAUCAGUGUGAUGGAACAGUUCAGCUUGGAAAUGUCCCUGGCACGGCUUGGAAAAGUGGUUCCCAAAUCAAGCAUCUUGUUCCUGUGUGACAUGCAAGAGAAAUUCCGCCCCAACAUCAGCUACUUUCCUCAGAUUGUGUCUGUGGCAGCUCGGAUGCUGAAGGUUGCCAAAGUUCUUGAAAUUUGCACUGUGGUCACUGAGCAAUACCCCAAAGGUUUGGGUCCAACAGUACCGGAACUGGGAGCUGAAGAUUUGCCCAAAUACAGCAAAACAUGCUUCAGCAUGCUUAUCCCCGAGGUGGAAAAAGAGAUGGCGUCUGUUCCCAACUUGAAAUCCGUACUUCUCUGUGGGAUUGAGGCACAGGCUUGCAUCAUGAGUACUGCCUUGGAUGUCAUGGAGCGAGGCCUGGAUGUUCACAUCGUGAUGGAUGCUUGCUCUUCUCGCAGCCAGGUGGACAGGAUCGUAGCUCUGUCCAGACUGCGUCAGAGCGGGGCCUUCCUUACCACCAGCGAGGGACUUAUCCUGCAGCUUGUCCGGGAUGCGGCCCACCCACGUUUCCGAGAGAUUCAGAAACUGAUUAUGGAUCCUGCCCCUGACAGUGGCCUUCUGCCCCUCAUAAAAGAGCCAAAUCCCCUUUUCAGUUAGGUCAACUGGUCCAAGGAUGAUAAUCUUUUAAAAUGCCUUCAGCCAUUUCAUCUGAUGUCCUUGACCUUUUGAAUGGGAAGGAACAAAAUCAAGAUUCUUCAAACUGAUUUUAAAGAAGAUGAUGAAUUAUAAACAUAGCUGAGAAGCUGCAUCAGAUGUGAUCUUUCUAUAGUUAUUCAAUGAGAUGGUUGAAAGAAGACACUGGUAAUAUUUUGACCUGGUAUUUUUCUAUUAAGAAACAUCAAUUCUGCCUCCUUAGCUCAUAACAUUUAUCUUGGCUAUGUGUACAAAUAUAUAUUUAAUUUUCACAUUUUAUUGUGACAGUUCUCUUGUGAGCAUGUAUAAAUAAUACCUGGAAUUGUUUUACACUCUGUGUCUAUGGAGAUUCUCGGUCAUUCAGAUCAUGGUUGUCCCAAAGGUGUUUUUUCAAAAGGGAACUGGGCUUUGUUUUUCCUUGAAGAUGUUUUGCUUCUCAUCUAAGGAGCUUCUUCGCUUCUGAACAAUCUUCUUGGAUGAGAAGUGAAACGUCUUCAAGGAAAAACAAAGUCCAGUUGCCUUUUGACAAAGUACCUUUGGGUUUUACACUUUAGUACAGAUUUAGGAAACAAGCAGGAAAUUAAACAGAUGGGUUCAUACAUGAUUCUUGUUGUUUUAUAUGAAUAAACUACAGU